Messenger RNA from Megalops cyprinoides (Indo-Pacific tarpon), 1128 nucleotides. RefSeq names its product transmembrane protein 53 (gene tmem53). The transcript is spliced from 3 exons. Bases 106 to 966 code for a protein of 286 amino acids. Lineage: Eukaryota; Metazoa; Chordata; Actinopteri; Elopiformes; Megalopidae. The record is from RefSeq and is a predicted model, not a curated record.
UUUAUGAGACAAAACGGCAGCUCGCUAGCAACAAUUGACGGCUAGCUUGUGAGAUUGAUACGGAUAAACAAGUCCAAUGUUACAGGGGAUUUAAACAAGUUCAGUAUGGGAGAUGUCGACAUAGAUUACAAUAUAGUAUUUCCAGAAGCGUGCAUUACGGAAAAGUACUGGCAGGGAUCAAAGGAGCCAGUGGUCAUGUUGUUGGGUUGGGCUGGCUGCAAAGACAAACAUCUGUCGAAGUACAGCUCAAUUUAUAACGAACAGGGAUGCAUCACAGUCCGCUACACCGCUCCCUUGAAGACAGUGUUCAUAUCGGAGUCUUUCGGCUACAAAGAGCUGAGCACCAUUGCCCACAAGUUACUGGAACUGCUGUAUGACUACGAGGUGGAAAACAACCCCAUAUUCUUCCACGUGUUCAGCAACGGUGGCUUCAUGCUGUACAGGUACAUGGCUGAGCUCCUGUGCAGCCACGGACGGUUCAGCACCCUCAAGGUGGUGGGCACUGUGGUGGACAGCGCCCCCGGGAGUCAGAACGUGAGAGGGGCGCUGCGGGCCAUCACCGCCUCCCUGGGCCCCAACAUCAACGUGGUUCUGCUCUACUUCCUGUUGGCGCUGUUCGCCUGCAUGGUGUUCCUGCUGAGGAUCGUGCUGUACUCCGUGACCAAGUACAUCCACAAGAACCACUACGACGCCCUCCGGGACAGCCCCUCGCCCUGGCCCCAGCUGUACCUCUACUCCCGGGCGGACAGGGUGAUCCGGCACAGGGACGUGGAGCUGAUGGUGAAGGCCGUGCAGGAGAAGGGGGUUCCGGUGGACAGCUUUGACUUCGGCACCCCUGCCCACGUCAGCCUGUUCCGAGACUUCCCUGAGGAGUACUCCAGGCGGUGCCUGGAUUUCCUGGCCAGCUGCAUGCAGAAGGCAGCGGGAGCCCAGAAGAAGAAGCAGCGUUUCUCAGUGCCAAAUUAAAACGGGAUCACAGUGGUGGUCCAGGCACGCAAGAUGGGGAGGAAGCUUGUUGUGAAUCUACUGUAAAGUUACAUGUAUGAAUGUAUUAAGAGUACACCUCAGACUCAUCUGUUGUAGGGACUGAAGUGGUGCAAAAUGUCUAAGAAGAAGAAUGCCUGAAUG